AUGGGCGCUCCUUCCGGCACCACCGCUCCGCCCGCCGCGGCGCCUCUUCUAACAGUCUGCAUCUGUGGAGGCGGAAACGCAGCGCACGCAUCAGCCACCUGGAUGGGACAGAAGCACAAGAACAUCCGAGUCAACGUCUUGACUCGGCAACCUGAAAAGUGGCAGAAGGAGCUCCGCAUGGAGACAGAAGGCAGCCGCUGGGAGCAGCUCGGAGAUGUCUUCGGCACAGUCAACGCGGUCUCGUCCGACCCCGCCGACGUCGUGCCCGAGGCUGACGUGUGCAUCGUCUGCGCCCCCGCCCACGCGCACUUGCCCAUCCUGCAGAAAAUCCAGCCUCACUUGAAGGUCGGAGGCAUCGUCGGGGCUGUCUACGGCCAAGGCGGCUUCGAUUGGGCGAUGCUUCGCGCCUUCGAGUCUGAAGACGCGCGCAAGAGACUUGGCGGCUACUUCGCGCUCCAGAACCUCCCGUGGCUCUGCCGCACGCUCCACUACGGCUCCGUGGUGCAGCUCUACGGCCCCAAGGACUAUCUCAACACUGCGGUUGCCCCGAGAUCCGUGGCGGAGCCCGUCCGCCUCAUCAUCAGCAUGCUCUUCGACAUGCCUUGCAACUUGCUGCCGAAUUUCAUGUGCAUCACGCUCAGCCCGAGCAACCAGAUCAUCCACCCUGCCCGGUACUACUCGAUUUUCCACAAGUUCGACGGCAAGACGCCGCUGAAAGAGGAGGAAAUCCAGUGGGGACUGUACAACGAGUUUGACGACAUGGCCGCGGAGUGGCUCGAGAAGCUGAGCGUUGAGCUGCAGGCGAUCAAGAAGGCCCUGACCAACAGAUUCCCCCAUCUCGACCUCUCCAGCGUGAUGCCCAUCAAGGAGCGCGUCAUCAAGCACUACGGCAAAGACGUCAAAGACACCUCGACCUUGCAGCGCGUGUUUGCGUCCAACCGAGGCUACGCAGGCUGCCGCACCCCGGCGACCCCUGUUGACGGAGGCUACGUUCCCGCGGUCACCGGCCGUCUGUUUACGGAGGACGUGCCGUUUGGCCUUUGCGUGCUGAAGGAUCUCGCGGAGCAGCUGAACGUUGCGACGCCGACGAUUGACUUCAUGAUUGUGUGGCACCAGAACCUUAUGGGCAAGGAGUACCUGAAGGACGGCAAACUGAAUCCGGCACUGAUUCCCGAGACCUCUUGCGCGCGCGCGUACGGCUUCACCACCCCGGAGGAGGUGGUGGCCCCGUCGCUCCUGGCGCAGGAAGUGGAGCUCCCCUUCACGCGGAUGGACAUGCUUGGCAGAGCGGCCCAGUAA
This is a messenger RNA of Besnoitia besnoiti, 1299 nucleotides long. Its product is annotated as NAD/NADP octopine/nopaline dehydrogenase, alpha-helical domain-containing protein. The transcript is spliced from 8 exons. Gene Ontology annotation, molecular function: oxidoreductase activity. NCBI's taxonomy places the organism in Eukaryota, Apicomplexa, Conoidasida, Eucoccidiorida, Sarcocystidae. Bases 1 to 1299 code for a protein of 432 amino acids. The record is from RefSeq and is a predicted model, not a curated record.